CUCGUCUCUUCCACACCUCAAAACUCCAUACAUGCCAUCCAUGGCCUCUCUUCUCGCCAACAAUCCUCUUACUCUUUCCCCCUUCCAGUCAUCUUCUCUUACAAAAAACUCCCUCACACCUUUCCUCCAACCCUUCAAGUACUCCAAUAUUACAAAAACCCCCUCUUCCCUGACAAUACGAUCAGACGCUGGAAGCGUCUCCUCCUCUCCCACCAUCCGUCCCACUCCCUCGUCAGACCCGAUCCAAAAACUCCUCCAACGCGACUAUAAAUGGGGAUUCACCUCCGACUUCGAUUCCUUCUCCAUCCCCAAAGGCCUAUCCGAAGCGACGGUUCGUUCGAUCUCAGCCCUAAAAUCCGAACCCGAUUGGAUGCUGGAAUUCCGGCUCAGCGCCUACCGUCGGUUCCUGUCCAUGCGCGAGCCGAAGUGGUCGGACAAUAUCUACCCUCCGAUCGACUUCCAGUCGAUCUCUUACUACUCCGAGCCGAAGCAGAAGCCGAAAUUGGACAGCUUGGAUGAAGUGGAUCCGAAAUUGCUUGAGUAUUUCAAUCGGCUGGGGGUCCCACUCAAUGAGCAGAAGCGGCUGACGAACGUUGCUGUGGACACUGUCCUGGACAGCGUGUCGAUCGCCACAACGCAUCGGAAGACGCUGGAGGCAGCUGGUGUGAUCUUCUGCUCGAUCUCUGAGGCGAUCAGGGAGUACCCUGAUCUUGUCCGUCCAUACCUGGGCCGCGUUGUCCCGCCAGGGGAUAACUACUACACAGCGCUGAAUUCUGCUGUCUUCAGUGAUGGGUCAUUCUGCUAUAUCCCGAAGGACACGGAGUGCCCGAUGGAUAUAUCGACGUACUUCCGGAUCAACGCUCUCGAGACGGGCCAGUUCGAGCGGACACUGAUUAUCGCUGAGGAGCGCAGCUUUGUGCGGUACCUCGAGGGGUGCACCGCACCGUCGUAUGACCGGAACCAGCUCCAUGCGGCCGUUGUGGAGCUGUACUGUGCAGAGGGUGCGGAGAUUAAGUACUCAACGGUGCAGAAUUGGUAUGCAGGGGAUGAAAAAGGGAAGGGUGGGAUUUACAACUUUGUGACAAAGCGGGGGUUGUGUGAUGGGGCCCGGUCAAAGAUCUCCUGGACCCAAGUUGAGACGGGCUCCGCGAUAACGUGGAAGUACCCAAGUGUGAUUUUGAAGGGGGACGAUACGGUUGGAGAGUUCCAUUCAGUGGCACUGACGAAUAACUAUCAGCAGGCGGACACAGGGACUAAGAUGAUACAUGUGGGGAAGAACACGAGAAGUAGGAUCGUUUCGAAGGGGAUUUCAGCAGGGAACUCGAGGAACUGUUAUAGGGGGCUGGUGCAGGUGCAGCCAGGGGCAGAGAAUGCGAGGAAUUUCUCGCAAUGUGAUUCGAUGCUGAUUGGGGACAGGGCAGCCGCAAAUACGUAUCCGUAUAUUCAGGUGAAGAACCCUUCAGCCCGCGUCGAACACGAAGCCAGCACCUCUAAAAUCGGCGAAGACCAGCUAUUUUAUUUUCAGCAGAGGGGCAUAGACCAUGAAAAGGCCGUCGCAGCUAUGAUCGGUGGGUUCUGCAGGGAUGUCUUCAACGAGCUCCCCUUGGAGUUUGCAGCCGAAGUGAAUCAGCUCAUGAGCUUGAAGCUUGAGGGAUCUGUCGGGUAGAAAUCAGCCACUGCUGUUCUGGUUGUUUAUAUUCAGAUUCCUUCCUGAUGUGACAUACAAAUGGAAUUUCUUCCACUAUAAGAAGUUUUAUAUUGUAAUAUUGUCGAAUUGUGAAGUCGUUUUUGUAUCUCUUUAUAUACAUAGCUGUUGAAAGUAAAAUAAUGCAUCACAGUCAGCAAUAAGUUUCA
Messenger RNA from Magnolia sinica, 1854 nucleotides. RefSeq names its product UPF0051 protein ABCI8, chloroplastic. Lineage: Eukaryota; Viridiplantae; Streptophyta; Magnoliopsida; Magnoliales; Magnoliaceae. The coding region runs from base 32 to 1666 and encodes 544 amino acids. Gene Ontology annotation, biological process: iron-sulfur cluster assembly. The record is from RefSeq and is a predicted model, not a curated record. The transcript has 2 exons.